This is a messenger RNA of Quercus robur (English oak), 1208 nucleotides long. RefSeq lists its product as uncharacterized. The record is from RefSeq and is a predicted model, not a curated record. Bases 573 to 995 code for a protein of 140 amino acids. Gene Ontology annotation, molecular function: carbon-sulfur lyase activity. The transcript has 2 exons. NCBI's taxonomy places the organism in Eukaryota, Viridiplantae, Streptophyta, Magnoliopsida, Fagales, Fagaceae.
UUGCCUGAAUUCUUGAGUUGAUAAGGUCACUAAUUAUUCGUAUCUGUCACUGAGUCAUUGUGGACUAACAUAUAUAAAUCUGCUUUAGUAGCAUGGUUAUUUGCAUCAUCAAAAAUUGGGAAGUUGUCACAUAUGUUAAAUCUAUGUUUCUGGAAAAUAACCCAUGUUGUGUUUUGAUCCGAGUCCAUGUUUAGUAUCUGGAUUCUAUCAAUUUGGCAUCUUCACUUAUUUAGGGUGUCAAUUUGCAAAAAGCCUUAUAGCUCAACUACUAUCCAGAGUUCAAAUCCCCCAAUCAUCGAACUAUCAAAACUUAUUUAGCUUCUCAAUUUAAUGACUUGUGGUUGAAUCAAAUGAAAUGGCUGCAACAUGGGUCAGAUUUUUAUUGUACUACUACAUAUAGAAGGAUCUGAGGGUUUUGGCUUUACAAGCUGCAGAGUAUGGAAUCUUAUUGAGUUGUAGAAACUGCUGGUUAUGUACAUUCACAGAGCUACACUUGUACAACAUCACCUGGUUUGACUGGUACUAAACAGUCAUCUUUCUGUAACACCUCUGAAACACUAGAAUCAUUGGGAAUGGAUUCUGAGACAGUAGUGCAUAAUGGCGGGUGCCACUGCAGGAAAGUCAGAUGGCGUGUCCAAGCUCCCACUAGCAUUGUAGCUUGGGAUUGCAACUGUUCUGACUGUUUCAUGAGGGCUAACACUCACUUCAUUGUCCCUGCUGAAAGGUUUGAGCUUCUGGGAGAUUCCGAACAGUUCCUUACGACCUACACCUUUGGCACUCAUACAGCAAAACACACAUUUUGUAAAGUUUGUGGCAUAACCUCAUUUUAUUUUCCACGUUCAAACCCAGAUGGAGUUGCAAUUACAUUCAGGUGUGUUGAUCCUGGAACACUAACCCAUGUUGAGAUUAAGAAUAUUGAUGGGAGAAAUUGGGAAAGCUCAGUUGCUAAGGCUGACAUAGCUUCACUAUCAAAGGGGCAAAAUUCUGCCAACUGAAGGGCCAAAAUGUAUUUAAAGUCAGGUAAAUUACAAACACAAGCUACCAAUAUCAACAAUGAGCAUAAAUGGGAAGUUGAUGACAUUUGUUAGUUUCAGAACGCUUAUGGAGAUAAUGAUUGGGGAUUUAUGUUUUUGGACUCUUCAUGGAUUAUACUGCACCUCUUAUGCUAGGGGUAGUAGGGGUGCUAUUUUGCAAAUUUGUUUUAUUUA